GCCCGCCCUGGAGAUCUAGGAUUUUGGUGCGUGUUAAAUACCUAGUUCAUAGGUAGCUAAAUGCUUUAUAAAGUGUGAGUUGAUUGGGAACGUUUGUAACCCUCAGAAUGCCACGUCGUUUGUGAAAUGAAGUGCUUCAUUUAGUAAACAUUUAUUGAUCGUCUGCCAGAGUAUUGGGAAGGAAGCCCUACUUGCAAGGAGCUUCUAGUUCCGUUUCCACUUAACGCUGUGACACGAGUUUUAAAAAACAGAAAUGACCAAAGUGCAAUUGAGGAAAGAAUGAAAUUACAAAGAUUGCUUUGACAUGGAUUUAUUGUUCCAAGAAGAAACCUGUUGCAAGUAAAAGGAAGUAUUGUCUCUAUGAAUACUGCAACUUAAAGAACAAAGGAUUUAUUUCUCUCAUAAUAGACCUGAGAAGCUGCUAAUUGGAAUGGGAUUUGGAGUCAUCAGAAUAAAAGCAAAAAAUAUGAAGGAAAAACCGUUAUUUUUAUACCAGCAUGUGGCACCUGGCCUCUAGUUUUAAAUUUUCUUUACCCAAGAAAAUUUGUGAUGUAAAUGAAAAUAUACCCUUUUUCUAGACACUGUUAACAAAUAUGCUUCGCUUAAGAGCUAUUUGUCUAUUUCCUUGGAGACUGUUUCAUUUUCGACCCUUCAGUUGUGAACCAUUAAUUAGCCAGAUGGAUAAGUGUACAGAUGAAGAACAAGUAUUUGAUUUUAUUGAAAAAAACAAAGCUGUACUUUCAGAAAAGCAAGUGGGAUCUGCAUUUAAUAUACUUUGGCAGUUUCAAAAGCAGAAGACCAGCUUGUUAAAAAGUGUUGAAUGUAUCAGAGACCAUCCCCAAUUUCUUACUCUUUAUAAUUUGACUGCAAGUAAAGUGGAAUUCAUGAAGGACGAUACCCUGGUGAAUGUGUUGUACAUCACACAACAGUUUGCUAUUGAGGCCCAUGACCCACUAGUUGAAGCACUAGUUACAGAAGCAUGGAGAAGACUGGAAAGGUUUGAUAUUCAUGUGCUGUCAAAAUUUUCCACAUGCCUAGCAGAUCAACACUUACAUUUUAGUCCAUUAAUGGGAAACAUAGCUGAUAUUGUAAAUAGGAAGUUGGAAACCAUACAGGACUUAAGGUCCUUGUCUGUUUUGAUGGUCAGCAUAUCUUGUUUAAUAUCACAACGUUUUCAAGAACAAUUAGUGAAAAAAACAGAACUUCUUUUUGACACCGUAGAUUCUUCCCAGGUCAACAUUGCAAGAAGAAUAGUACAAUUUCUUCGAAAUAUUAAAUAUUGUUAUUACCCGCUAUUAGAAAGGUGUAAUAAAAUAUUCUUAAGCCAUGCGAACCACCUUGAUUUGGAGUCCAUCAGUAAAAUACUUAGUCUGUACCACUUUCUACAGUUUCACAGUUUUGAAUUUGUUUUAAUGGCUAAAAAGAGGCUAACUGAAAUGAUUCCUCUAAUUGAUCACCCUGCUAGCUUUGUAAAAUUGUUUAUAGCAUUGGGACCCACUGCAGGACCUGAAGAAAAGAAACAACUUGAAUCAUCUAUGUUAUUGAUGUCAGAAGAGUUGACCAGCCAGCAAGCUUUGGCAGUAAUGGGAGCAAUGGAAGAGAUGGAAAGCAGAAAUUCACGUUUGAUUAAAAAAAUUGCUUCAAUUCUGCAUAAGCAUUUGGAUGACUAUAAACCAAUUGAGUUAUUGAAGAUAACUCAAGCAUUGAUUUUUCUACAUUACCGAAGUAAAGAGCUUUUUGUGAAACUCAGAGAAGUAUUGCUUAGUCAUUUGAAAAUUAGUGUCAAAUCUAGUGAGAUAUCCUUCCUGGUCUGUGCUAUUUCCAUGCUUCCGUCUCCUCACCUAGAUGAAGUGGUGAUAUCUCGAAUUGAAGAAGUUUUACCACAGUGUGACCUAAAUGACCUGAAUAGUUUUGCCACAUCUGUUUUAAGAUGGAUUCAGUAUGAUUACAUGUAUCUGGAGAGUACUACUGGAAAGCAGCUGAAACUACUUCAAAAAUUAGAUCACUAUGGUCAUCAGAGACUACAAAAAUGCAACAAUUUGAAUCUGUUAUGGGAAGAAUUUAAAUCUUUAAAAGGAGACUGGUUUGUCGAGUCACUUCUUGAAGAAACAAUUGCUACUUUGCAGUGUUUGAUGGAUGAAAUUAAUUACGUAAAUGUUGCGGGAAUUUCAUCUUUUAUUGCUAGAACGAACUACCUCAAUACUUUGAUACUUGAUAGGAUAGCCUCAGUGGUCCUUCAGCAGAUUGAAAAGAUCCAUCCUUUUGCAGUCCUUGCUAUUAUUCUUCCAUUCAGCAUCUUGAAUUAUGAUCCACCUCAAAGGGAUGAAUUUUUCGGAACCUGCAUUCAACACCUUAAUUCUUACUUAACUGUAUUGGAUCCUCUCAUGUUAGUGUUUCUUGGUUUCUCUUUCGCCACACUUGAGUAUUUUCCAGAAGAUCUGCUAAAGACAAUUUUUAACAUCAAAUUCUUAGACAGAUUGGAUUCCCAACUUGAACUUUUAUGUUCCUCUCUAAAUAUGAGGGUCCAGUUUCGUCUUAUGGAAUUAAAUCGAGCAGUCUGCUUGGAAUGUCCUGAGUAUCAGAUUCCGUGGUUCCACGACCGCUUCUGUCAACAACAUUAUAAUAAAGAUAUUGGCAGCAUGAACGGAGUACAACAGCAUAUUUAUAAAAUGUUAGCAGAGGUACUAGGAGGAAUCAAUUGUGUAAAAGCCUCAGUUCUUACACCUUAUUACCACACAGUAGAUUUUGAGUGUAUCUUGGAUAAAAGGAAAAAACCUCUUCCUUAUGGAAACCAUAAUAUAACUUUGGGAAAACUGCCAGCAAGUCACUGGGAAUCAAAUACGCCAAUUGUUAGAUCAAGGCUGCCACCAGGAGCUGAAAGAAUUGCUUUGGACUUUUUGGAUUUAAGAGCUUUCUGUAGAAACAUUCCUCACUUAAAAGGAAAAUCUGCUAUGAAAAAACGACAUUUGGAAAUUUUGGGCUAUCGUGUAAUUCAGAUCCCUCAUUUUGAAUGGAAUUCUAUGGCACUGUCGACAAAGGAUGCUCGUAUGGACUACUUGAGAGAACGUAUAUUUGGAGAAGGCAAAUCACAAUUGUAGUUUUUAUUUAAGAUUAGUUAUCAUACUGUAUCACAUAUGAAGUUAUUUUAAUUAAGUGACCUGACUCACUUAAAAUAUAAUAGUAUAGAAUUGACUAAUUUCAAGGUCAAUUGCAUCCCUAUUAAAAUAAACAGACAUUUUACAACACAAUAUUUUGUCUACUGUCUGGUUGGGAAAUUAUUUAAAAUUCUUAAUGAAAAAGACAUGUAGCUUUUAAGAAACUUAAAAUAGCUUACAAUUCAUCUUUGAGUAUGUACUAUGUGCUAGGAAUUGUUUUAGAUACUGGGAAUAGAGCAGUGAAUACAGCAUAUCUUCCAGGGAUGGAGUCAAGCAAAAUAAAUGAAUAAAAUAUACCUUAGAUGAUAUUAAAUGCUAUGGAGAAGAAUUCAGAGGAGGUGUUAGGAAUAUUGUUGACAGGUGUAAUUUUUAUUUUAUUUUACUUAAAGAUUUUUAUUAAAAAAUACAGCUAACAUACAAUAUUAUAUUAGUAGGGGUACACCAUUUACACCAAAAGUUACUCAACAUUUAUAUUCCUAAAGAAGUGAUCAC
Molecule: messenger RNA, 3647 nt
Organism: Rhinolophus ferrumequinum (greater horseshoe bat)
Lineage: Eukaryota; Metazoa; Chordata; Mammalia; Chiroptera; Rhinolophidae
Gene: FASTKD1
Product: FAST kinase domains 1
Exons: 16
Coding region: 594-3098 (834 amino acids)
Biological process (GO): mitochondrial RNA processing; regulation of mitochondrial mRNA stability
Cellular component (GO): mitochondrial matrix; ribonucleoprotein granule
Molecular function (GO): RNA binding
Source: RefSeq, a predicted model, not a curated record